Molecule: messenger RNA, 1016 nt
Organism: Colletotrichum acutatum
Lineage: Eukaryota; Fungi; Ascomycota; Sordariomycetes; Glomerellales; Glomerellaceae
Exons: 5
Coding region: 380-961 (193 amino acids)
Source: RefSeq, a predicted model, not a curated record
CAAUCAUCCCCGUCUUACCCCAGACUCACCAAUCUCGUGCUGUCAUUCACCCUCUUACCAGCGAUCGUGUCCCAGCUUCACCGAGAACAAGCCAAAUGAAAGCCAAAGUCUCCAAUAACUUAGCAGUCUCACACCCAAAAUCACAUCUCAUCGUCUGAAGCGGAACACGGCCCGGACAUGUGUCACUGUGCAGGACGAAAGUCGAAGUGGGGACGGACCGGUAUCUCCGUGGCCCACGGGGACAAUGAACCGCCUGUCAAGGUGUUCCCCCCUCCACUACAGUCCAUCCCCUCCAAACCCCUCCAUUCCCCCGCCUUUUGUUGACAGUUGAGUCUAGUAACAAGGGUUGGCUUCGCUCCGACCGAUAGCGGGCAAGGAGAUGGUAAGCAAAUCAACUUGCCGAAUCGAGCUCUCAAAACAAGCCAUGGCUUCAUCAAUGGAAGUAGAAUGCUACCUCCUCUCAUCCAACCCAGACGCCCCGAAUAGCCCCCUCCCCGUAAUCCACUACAGGAACGUUCUCCCGGAACCCCGGAACGAGGAGUCGGUGACAGAGUUUCUGACCCGGAACCGGUGGGAGAAGAGGGGUACCUGGGGCCACAUCCCCAUCCGCCACUUCCACCCAAACAGCCACGAGUGCUACGGCAUCUUCAGCGGCCACUCAACCCUCCUAAUCGGCAAAAUCAACGAAGGUACAGGCCAAGAAAUCUCCGUGUCGACAGGCGACGUCAUCGUCCUCCCCGCGGGCACGGCACAUUCUUGUCUGGAGAGCUCGGAAGAUUAUCGAUAUAUCGGCGUCUAUCCCGAGGGUUGCCCAAGAUGGGUGAAUGAAAUGGGCAAAAAGCCAGCCGGCACCUUCAGCCCCGUCAUCAGAGAUGUAGGCAUGCCGGAACGGGAUCCGGUAUAUGGAGUAGACGGGCCGUUGAUGAGACUAUGGCAUCGGAACGUGCUAGCAAAGUUGUAAAAGGGCGGUGAUAGGGUUGGGAUUUAUUCAUCACGAUACACAUGAUACACAUCAC